GCAGGGCCGGCCCGACAUGGCGGAAGAGGAGGUGGCCAAGUUGGAGAAGCACCUGAUGCUUCUCCGACAGGAGUACGUGAAGCUGCAGAAGAAGUUGGCAGAGACGGAGAAGAGAUGCAGUCUCUUGGCCGCGCAGGCCAGCAAGGAAAGCAGCAGUGAGUCCUUCAUCAGCCGCCUGCUGACAAUCGUGGCCGGCCUGUAUGGCCAGGAGCAGUACAGCGAUCUGAAGAUAAAGGUUGGGGGCAAGCACAUCAGCGCUCACAAGUUUGUCCUGGCGGCCCGCAGCGACAGCUGGAGUCUGGCCACUUUGUCUUCCGCUGACGAGCUGGACCUCUCAGAUGCUGACCCCGAGGUGACCAGGACCAUGCUCCGCUGGGUCUACACGGAUGAGCUGGAGUUCCAAGAAGAUGAUGUGUUCCUCACGGAGCUGAUGAAGCUGGCCAAUCGCUUUCAGCUACAUCUCCUCAGGGAGAGAUGUGAGAAGGGCGUCAUGUCUCUGGUGAACGUCAGGAACUGUAUUCGCUUCUAUCAGACCGCGGAGGAACUGAGUGCCGGCACGUUGAUGAACUACUGUGCGGAAAUUAUCGCCAGUCACUGGGACGACCUGCGGAAGGAGGACUUCAGCAGCAUGAGCGCCCAGUUGUUGUACAAAAUGAUCAAAUCCAAGACUGAGUACCCGCUACAUAAGGCUAUCAAAGUAGAGAGAGAGGAUGUGGUCUUCCUCUAUCUAAUUGAAAUGGACUCACAGCUCCCGGGGAAGCUGAAUGAAGUGGAUCAUCACGGAGACCUCCCCUUAGACCUGGCCCUGUCUCGGCGCCUGGAGAGCAUUGCUGCCACGCUGGUUAGUCACAGAGCCGACGUGGACAUGGUGGACAAGAGCGGCUGGAGCCUGUUGCACAAAGCGAUCCAACGAGGAGAUCUCUUUGCUGCCACGUUCCUCGUUAAGAACGGGGCCCUUGUCAAUGCCGCCACGUUGGGUGCCCAGGAGACCCCGUUGCACCUUGUGGCGUUGUACAGUUCAAAGAAACACUCCGCGGACGUGAUGUCUGAGAUGGCCCAGAUCGCAGAGGCCGUUCUGCAGGCUGGCGCCAACCCCAACAUGCAAGAUAGCAAGGGCAGGACCCCCUUACACUUGUGCAUCAUGGCCAGGAACGAACUCGUGUUCAGUCAGCUGCUGCAGUGCAAACGGCUCGACCUGGAGCUGAAGGACCACGAAGGCAGCACCGCCCUGUGGCUCGCGGUGCAGUACGUCACGGUGUCCCCCGACCACUCUGUGAACCCCUUCGAGGACGUGCCGGUGCUGAACGGGACGUCGUUUGAUGAAAACAGCUUUGCAGCGAGACUCAUCCAGCGUGGCAGCGACACCAACGCGCCCGACGCAGUGACAGGGAACUGCCUCCUGCAGCGGGCAGCCGAGGCCGGGAACGAGGCGGCGGCCCUCUUCCUGGCGACCAGCGGAGCCCACGUCAACCACAGAAACAAGUGGGGAGAAACCCCGCUGCACACGGCCUGUCGGCACGGGCUGGCCAGCCUCACCGCGGAGCUCCUGCAGCAGGGCGCCAACCCCAACCUGCAGACGGAGGAGGCCGCGUCCCCGGCCGGCGCAGGGGACAGCAUCUACCUGCAGACGCCACUGCACAUGGCGAUUGCCCACAAUCACCCGGACGUGGUGUCUGUCAUCCUGGAGCAGAAAGCGAAUGCUCUUCAUGCCACCAACAACUUGCAGAUCAUUCCAGACUUCAGCCUCAAGGAUUCCCGAGACCAGACUGUACUGGGCCUGGCGUUAUGGACCGGCAUGCACACGAUUGCAGCGCAGCUGCUGGGCUCCGGUGCUUGCAUCAACGACGCCAUGUCAGACGGGCAGACCCUGCUGCACAUGGCCAUGCGGCGGCAGGACAGCAGGAGCGCCCUCUUCCUCCUCGAGCACCAGGCGGACAUCAGCGUCCGGACUCAGGAAGGGGAGACGGCCCUGCAGCUGGCCAUCCGGAACCAGCUCCCGCUCGUCGUGGACGCCAUAUGCACGCGAGGGGCGGACAUGUCUGUGCCGGACGAGAAGGGGGACCCCCCGCUGUGGCUUGCGCUGGCGAAUCACCUGGAGGACAUCGCGUCCACUCUGGUCAGACACGGUUGCGACGCCACGUGCUGGGGCCCCGGGCCCGGCGGGUGCCUUCAGACGCUCCUGCACAGGGCCAUCGACGAGAACAACGAGUCUACGGCCUGCUUUCUCAUCCGCAGCGGCUGUGACGUGAACAGUCCCAGACAGCCCGGUGCUAACGGAGAAGGGGAGGAGGAGGCCAGAGACGGACAAACCCCCUUGCACUUGGCAGCCUCCUGGGGGCUGGAAGAGACGGUGCAGUGUCUUCUGGAAUUUGGUGCCAAUGUAAACACACAGGAUGCAGAAGGAAGGGCGCCUGUGCACGUGGCCAUCAGCAACCAGCACAGCGUCAUCAUUCAGCUGCUGGUCUCCCACCCUGACGUCCACCUGAAUGUCCGCGACAGACAGGGGCUGACCCCGUUUGCCUGUGCCAUGACCUACAAGAAUAACCGGGCAGCCGAGGCCAUCCUCAAGCGAGAGCCGGGGGCUGCCGAGCAGGUGGAUAACAAGGGCCGGAAUUUUCUUCACGUGGCCGUCCAGAACUCUGAUAUCGAAAGCGUCCUGUUCCUGAUCAGUGUCCAGGCCAAUGUGAAUUCCAGAGUUCAGGACGCCUCCAAGCUGACUCCUUUGCACCUCGCUGUCCAAGCAGGUUCAGAGAUUAUCGUCCGCAACCUGCUUCUUGCAGGAGCCAAAGUGAAUGAACUGACGAAGCACCGCCAGACGGCCCUCCACCUCGCUGCCCAGCACGACCUGCCCACCAUCUGCUCCGUCCUCCUGGAGAACGCGGUGGACUUUGCUGCCCUGGACGAGAACGGAAAUAACGCUCUUCAUCUGGCGGCCAUGCACGGGCGUCUCAACAAUAUCCGGGUCCUCCUGACCGAGUGCACCGUGGACGCCGAAGCCUUCAAUCUGCGAGGCCAGUCACCCCUGCACAUCCUGGGUCAGUACGGCAAAGAGAACGCAGCAACCAUCUUUGAGCUCUUCCUGGAGUGCAUGCCUGAGUACCCUCUGGAUAAACCGGACGCAGAAGGAAACACGGUGCUGCUCUUGGCGUACAUGAAGGGGAAUGCCAACCUGUGCCGUGCCAUCGUCCGCUCUGGGGCUCGCCUUGGGGUCAACAAUAACCAAGGAGUGAACAUUUUCAACUACCAAGUUGCCACCAAGCAGCUUUUGUUCAGACUGUUGGACAUGCUGUCUAAGGAGCCUCCGUGGUGCGACGGCUCCACCUGCUACGAGUGCGCCGCCAAGUUCGGAGUCACGACGCGCAAGCAUCACUGCCGUCACUGCGGACGCCUUCUCUGCCAUAAAUGCUCGACCAAGGAGAUUCCUAUUAUCAAGUUUGAUCUGAACAAGCCUGUGCGGGUUUGCAACAUCUGCUUUGACGUGCUGACUCUGGGGGGCGUCUCUUAGUGAGCCCCCUGGUCACCUCCCGGCAGCCGCUCCGCUCGCCAGCCUGCCCCACCCAGAGCAGGGCUGGCCCUCCCGUCUUCCUGCGGCAACAGACUGAACGAUUAAGGGCUCUGGUGCCAUUGACCCCGUUUCAAGGAUUCCAUGCGGGCGUCGGUGUGUCAGACUGUGAUCGAGGUCACUGGGCGCCCGGCAGCGGCCCGGGCCGUGUGCCUCGUGGCCCCUGCGACAGGAAUCGGGCCCCCGCUCUGCCUGCAGCACCGGGACACUGGGGAAGCCGCGCCCCCUGCGGCAGCGCAGUGUCCGCGGGAAGCACGCCCGCAGCGGGACGCUGGCCGCACUCAAGGGUAAGUGGCUGUGGGCUUCCGUGCGCAGUUUUCACAGAUUACAGGAUCCUCUGGCUCCAACUCUUGUUUUGUUUUGUUUUGAAAAGCUAAGCUGUAUUUUUAGGGAGCUAGCCCUUUAAGAAAAGGCAAAAUUUUUCUAAACAGGGUUUAAAGAUGAGAGCUGAAAAAUCGUGGCCUUAACUGAAAGCUUUACCGGUUUCCGCACUACGGGGUGUCCUGAGGGCAGCGGCCCGUUCUCUGUCCGGCCGCGGUCACGGCCGCCGGGGCGUGGUGGCGGACUCGCGCUCUUCCCGCGUGCGCUGUUUCAGACAGCUGCGCCGCCCUCGUUCAGAAACGCCCCCCGCUUCCAGCAGCCCCGCUUCUGGUGGCCAGCUUGCACCGGGCCCUGGCACGCACUUCCUGCGGAGACUCCCUCCCCGGGGAGGGACACCGUCGCCCUGCCGGUGACGGGAGGGGCGGCUCGCGGCCUCCGGCGGCUGGCGGCUGCCGGGUCGGCCCCACGGAUGCGCGCCUGCGGGGAAGAUGCUGAGCCGUGAGCGGAGUGAGGCCCCGGAGCUGACCGGGCCUCAGUCGUGGCUCGCGUGCCUGCUAGCCCUGCAGCGCCGAACUACUUUUGAAGGUUUGGCUGGUUUUCUUAAAAUAAAAAAGAAAAUUUUUUUUUAAAGUACAUUUAAGGAGAAACUUCUACCACUGCUUCAAGAAAACUAAGUCUGAGAUGAACACGUGCAUUUGCGAGUUCUUCUCAGAGAUUAACAGUCUUAAUCGUAAUACUGAUUUACUCUGACGUUCCGUAACCACUACUACAUUGUUUUGCAUUAAUGAAGAAUGGAGAUAUGUGUAAAGGGACUAAAUAUUUUUUUGCCACAGCCUGGUUUUUUUGGUUUGUUUUCUCGGAUAGUGGUAUGUCCUCUCUGUUGCUGUAGGUUUAUAUGUUCUCUCGUCUAAAUACGUGUGUAACAUGAGCUGAUAAACCAGAGUGCUACUUUUUAAUAUUUCUGUGAUUUAUGAAAUAUAUACGCUUUCUAUGUU
Molecule: messenger RNA, 4878 nt
Organism: Hyaena hyaena (striped hyena)
Lineage: Eukaryota; Metazoa; Chordata; Mammalia; Carnivora; Hyaenidae
Gene: ANKFY1
Product: ankyrin repeat and FYVE domain containing 1
Exons: 25
Coding region: 17-3505 (1162 amino acids)
Molecular function (GO): protein binding; metal ion binding
Source: RefSeq, a predicted model, not a curated record